Molecule: messenger RNA, 4861 nt
Organism: Phoenix dactylifera (date palm)
Lineage: Eukaryota; Viridiplantae; Streptophyta; Magnoliopsida; Arecales; Arecaceae
Source: RefSeq, a predicted model, not a curated record
AAAAAAUAAAACUAGCCGUUGCGGCUUUACACCGUCCUCCAUUCAUAAAAAGGGGAUCGCCACAUCCCAAACCUUUCAGUCUCAGCAAAAAGAAAAAACUCUCAGGAGAAGGAGAAAGGGCUCUAAUCUCGAACUUCUCCCCCUGCAACGAUCUCGAUCAGUUCUCCCUCAAAGAAAAGCUUCCGUUUUGCGUUCUUCUUCUUCAUUCUUAGUCCUUUAGUUUCAUUGUUCUCUAACGUUUUCUUUGGUGCAGGGUUUCUCUUUAUCUUAGUUUUAAUCUCUGUAAUUAUUUAUUUAUUUUGUGUUCUAGUCUUUGUUUUCUUGUAUUUUUUGUUUUCUGCUAGCAAUGGAUGCCGGAAGUUUCUCUUCUUCCAUCCCUUCCGAGAAGGCCCGGCCUGCAUCCCGCCACCCUCUUCGAGAAGUCGGUUCAAGGCCUUACAUGCCUUCUCUCCGCUCCUCAUCGAAGGAUUUUUCUUCCCGGCAGAGCGGAGGAGAUAGAUUCAUUCCGGACCGGUCUGCCAUGGAUUUUGACAUGGCCUACUACCUGCUAACAGAGACAAGGAAAGAGAAGGAGAGCGCUGCAGCUGCAUCCCCGUCCAAAGAGACAUACAGAAGGCUUCUUGCCGAGAAUCUUCUGAAUAAUAGAACUCGAAUUCUUGCUUUCAAGAGUAAGCCCCCGGCACCUGCAGAAGGUUUCCUCCAAGAAGCCCACUCCAAUGUCUCUUCCCAUCAGGCCAAGCCAGCAAAGCCACGGAGAUACAUUCCCCAGUCUGCUGAGAGGACUCUUGAUGCACCAGACCUUGUUGAUGACUACUAUCUGAAUCUGCUGGAUUGGGGAAGCAGCAAUGUUCUGUCGAUCGCCCUUGGGAACACGGUGUAUCUUUGGGAUGCUUCAGAUGGUUCUACAUCCGAGCUUGUCACCGUGGAUGAAGAUGUCGGUCCUGUCACUAGUGUCAGUUGGGCUCCUGAUGGCCGGCAUAUUGCUGUUGGUUUGAACUCCUCCGACAUCCAAUUGUGGGACUCGAGCUCCAGCAACCUGUUGAGAACUUUGAGAGGAGUCCAUGGAUCUCGAGUUGGAUCUCUUGCUUGGAACAACAACAUACUCACAACAGGGGGGAUGGAUGGAAAGAUCGUCAAUAAUGAUGUGAGAAUAAGGUCGCACAUUGUGCAGACCUACCGAGGACACCAGCAAGAGGUCUGCGGGUUGAAGUGGUCUGGCUCGGGACAACAGUUGGCGAGUGGAGGCAAUGACAACCUGCUUCACAUAUGGGACCUAUCCAUGGCCUCUUCAAAUCCAUCUCCAGGCCAGAAUCAAUGGCUCCACAGGUUGGAGGACCACAUGGCUGCAGUUAAGGCCCUCGCGUGGUGUCCCUUCCAGAGCAACUUGCUCGCAUCCGGUGGUGGUGGUGGUGACCGAUGCAUCAAAUUUUGGAACACCCAUACCGGGGCCCGCUUGAAUUCAGUGGACACUGGCUCCCAGGUGUGCUCCCUAUUGUGGAAUAAGAACGAGCGCGAACUGUUGAGCUCUCAUGGCUUUACUCAGAACCAAUUGACUCUUUGGAAGUACCCUUCAAUGGUGAAGAUUGCGGAGCUCACAGGCCAUACCUCUCGGGUUCUCUUCAUGGCUCAAAGUCCAGAUGGGUGCACAGUGGCAUCUAUGGCGGGAGAUGAAACGCUGAGAUUUUGGAAUGUAUUUGGAACUCCUGAAGCACCAAAGCCUACUGCUAAGACAGCUAGUACCGGACCCUUUACCAGUUUUAAUCACAUUAGGUGAGAAAGGAGGUGGAAGAAGGGGAUGGGUCUCUCCAUAUGAUCCUUGAAAGCAUGGCGUGAUGAAAAGAAUUGGGAUGGGAAGACGUAACCUGCUGUAAGAUCAUAUUACUGGCAGACCAAUUUCUCUAGAAAGUAUUUCCCGACGAAGCGUUUGGGGAGAGAGAGUACCAAGCAAAAAAAAAAAAAAACUAGCCGUUGUGGGUUCAGAUACCCCAACACCGUCCUGCAUAAAAUGGGGAUCACCACAUCACAAUCCUUUCAGUCUCAGCAAAAAGAUAUAACUCUUGGGAGAAGGAGAAAGGGCUCUUUUCUCAAACUUCUCCCUGCAACGAUCUCAAUCAGUUCACCCUCAAAGAAAAGCUCUCGUUUUGUGUUCUUCUUCUUCAUUCUCAGUCCUUUAGUUUCUUUGUUUUGUAAUUGUUCUGCUCACUAACGUUUUCUUUGGUGCAGGGUUUCUCUUUAUCUUAGUUUUAAUCUGUGUAAUUAUUUUUGUGUUCUAGUGUUUGUUUUCUUGUAUUUUUUGUUUGCUGCUAACAAUGGAUGCCGGAAGUUUCUCUUCUUCCAAAGGCCUGGCCUGCAUCUCGCCCCUCUCUUCAGGAAGUCAGUUCAAGGCCCUUACAUGCCUUCUCUCUGCUCCUCAUCGAUGGAUCUUUCUUCCCAGCAGAGCGGCUAUGCUGAUGUUUCCAUGCUUUGGAUUCGAUUUCAUGGCUUCCUGAUAUUAUGAGUCCUUUUGAAAGAAUCCUUUUUGCCUCUUUUCUGUCCCUAAGACAUUCUCUUUCCUGAUCUCUGUGGAAAAUUGCUAGUUCAUAUUUGACUUCAUGGAGAAAACAUCUGUUUUUAGGGCUAAAUUGAUGUUUCUGUGCUCUGCAUUUGAUUUCUAGGCUUGCUGAUAUUACGAGUCCUUUUGAAGAUUGCUUUCUUUACUUGAUUUCAUCUUCUCCUGGUCUAAACAUUCUUCGCAGUCUGUGAACAAAUCAUGUCUCCUGGUCUCCGUCCCUCUCUUGGAUGUAUGCUUUUCUUGCAAUCUCUUGAAAGUUCUAUUCCGUUAUGGAAUUUAAUAGUACCUUCUUUAGGUGUUCCAGUUUUUGUGUGAAAGUACUGCUUUCUUGGGCUUAAUUUUUCUUUUUGGUCAAUUGAAGGGAGGAGAUAGAUUCAUUCUCUAAAAAGGUGAAUAAUUUCAAAAACCUCAAUAAUUUACUCAAACAAUUUUGAUUUUAAAUUAGUACAACAGAUAAAACUGAUCUCAUCAAGACUUGAAAUUUAUUCCGAAAUGCUAAGCUUUCUGGAAGUACCCUUCAAUGGUGAAGAUGGCGGAGCUCACAGGCCAUACCUCUUGGGUUCUCUUCAUGGCUUAUAGUCCAGAUGGAUGCACAGUGGCAUAUGCGGCAGGAGAUGAAAUACUGAGAUUUUGGAAUGUAUUUUGGAAUGUAUAGGGUCCUUCACCAGUUUUAAUCACAUUAGUGAGAAAGGAGGUGGAGGAAGGGGAUGGGUCUCUAUCUGAUCCGUGAAAGCAUGGCAUGAUUGAAAGAAUUGGGUUGGAAGACGUAGCCUGCUUUUUGGUCACACUGAGGUAGUUGAAGUUUUGAUCUGAUUUUAGUCAUUUUGAAAUUUAAUAUCAUCAUAUUUUUAUCGCAAUAUGUACGUAUUCUUUGGUUUUCUCAUGUGUUUUGUUGCAGAUCAUAUUACUAGCGGACUAAUUUCUCUAGAAAGGUGAAUAAUUUUAAAAACCUCAUAAUUUACUCAAGCAAUUUUUAUUUUAAAUUAACAUACAAUAGAUAAAAACUAAUCUCAUCAAGACUUAAAAUUUAUUCUGAAUUGGUGAUAUUCAUCAAGACUUGAAAUUUAUUCCAAAUUUGUGAUAUCAAAUUUAUAAUAUUAAUUUGAAUUUAGUGUUGGUAAAAAGUAAAUAAAGCCAAAGAACAUCCUAUCUUUUGUUCUUUUGUUUUGGCCACUAAAUCAUCUAGUAAUAUUAAUUUAAGAAAGGAAAAGCAUAGAUAGUAAUCAUCAAAUUUACACAGAAAUUUGAUUUUUUUAAACGAUCAAUAAUUGUGGUUAAGUUUUGCAGCUGAAGUUUAAACUUGUGGGAGCGGCCCCUAGGAGUAGUCUUGAUGCAGAACAAUUGCAGGAAGAAGAGAGAAGGGGAAAGAAGAGGAGGGGGAAGAAGAAGAGAAAGGGGAAGAAGAAGACAAGGAGGCUAAUUUUCAUUCAUCGUUCAUCAAAACCCUAAACAUGAGGAUGGACCCAUAUAUAUAGGGUCACAAAAUAACAAAUAAACCCCUACAAGUAAAACAAUUCCAAAAAGACCCUAAAAUGACAAUAUACAAAUAAACCCAAAUGAUAUAUGCAAACAAACCCGAUCAAUAUAAAAUAAAUUCAACUAAAAUAAAUCAAUCUAAAAUAAAAUCAGGCUGGUUGAAUCGGCUUGGACCUGCUGAGCUGGCUGGAUCCUGUGGCGACCGGCUGACCUGGCACUGGUGUCUGCACCAAGUCUUUUUUCUCAUCUCAUAAAAAAAUUUGGAAAAGAAAAGAAAAGAGAAUAAAAAAAAUUCAGUGAUUUUUUUUGGGGAGCGGCCCGGUUCAUUGCCUUUUUCAUAUUUUUGUAUACUCAAUUUGAUAAGAAAGACUAAGUAGGACUGGGCACAAUUAAAUUUCCUGAAGUUUAAGCUCGUGGGAGCGGCCCCUGGGAGUGGUCCUUUUUCUCAUCUCAUAAAAAAAUUUGGAAAAGAAAAGAAAAGAGAAUAAAAAAAAUUCAGUGAUUUUUUUGGGGGGAGCGGUCCCGUUCACUGCCUUUUCAUAUUUUUGUAUACUCAAUUUGGUAAGAAAGACUAAGUGGGACUAUGCACAAUUAAAUUUCCUAUAAAGUCGUCCAAAAGGCUCACAGAUUGGUUUGGAUCUUGUACUGUUUCUCUAUAAGAAGGAGAAAUUAUUAGGUGGACUAGGUCCUCCGUAGACCAAUAAUGAAAUUCAUCCUAGAAAUACAUUGCUAUUACACAUAAAAAGAAGAAAGAUGUGGGAAAAGGGGAUGAAUUUCAUCCUAUGUCCAUAGUGAAUCUGGUCUAUGUACGUGACUAUAUCAAUAGUGGGUGGU